AUGAACAAGAGUUCUGAGAAUCAGAGCACCAACGCUCGAACCAUUUCCGAUAUAAGGCCCCUUACGAGGAUAUCUUCGUCUUCGUCGUCAUCAGUGGAUCCAAUGGACUUGCGGCAGAUUCGAGACGCGAAACUCCGCAGCUCGUCUAUGGAAAGUUCAACGUCGUCACUGGGAUCGCUUGCUACGGAACUUCAGCCUCAGCAGACUCCUCCGCCGGCACUGCAACAACAGCAGCAACAACAAUCGGUGAAUGGGUUUCGAUCCAGACUGGACAGCGUGCCGAAUCUAGCACAGCCGCAACCGCAAAACUCCCCCUCCACAUCAUCUUUCAAACGCGGAGGGUCAGUCAAGAAAUUCAACCGUAGCCAUUUCAGUCUCAGCACGGCGUCCUCGAACGAUGCAGCCACGCAACACAGCUCAAGUGGCUCUCCGCGAGAUCUGUUUGCACGAGAGCCCAAGAUCCACUCCAAGUUAUACUGCGAGGACGUCGUUGCUAGUGCACGAACAGCCAAGGACGUCUUAUCGAGGUUAUCCACGGACGAAUUGAGAUCAGUGCGCACCCACACGGAGUUGGCGGAGACCGCUAACGGGGUGCGCAUGCUCGCCAAGAACUUGUCGCGAGCUACUAUUCAAUUGGACGUGAAAGCAAUCAUGAUUGUCACCAAGGCAAGAGACAAUGCCUUGGUUUACUUGACGCGAGAAGUGGUCGAGUGGUUGUUUAGCAAGCACCCGGAAAUGAUUAUCUACGUGGAUGAGAAACUCGUGGGGCUGAAACGGUUCAAUAAAGAAGCGAUAAUUAAAGAAUACUCCGUCGCAAAGGAGAGGUUGAGAUAUUGGAAUAAAGAAUUGGCAUUGAGAUCACCCGAGUUGUUUGAUUUGGUGGUGACUCUUGGCGGCGAUGGCACUGUUUUAUUCGUGAGCAACUUGUUUCAGAGGAUUGUGCCACCGGUGCUCAGUUUUGCCUUGGGAAGCUUGGGGUUUUUGACAAAUUUCAAAUUUGAUGAUUUCAAGGAGAGGUUGACCCAUUGUAUACAUUCUGGUGUCAGGGCAAACUUGCGGAUGCGAUUCACUUGCCGUGUGCAUAGUGCCGAUGGCAGACUUAUAUGUGAACAACAAGUAUUGAAUGAAGUGGUGGUUGACCGUGGGCCCUCGCCAUUUGUCACGCAAUUGGAGCUUUACGGCGAUGGCAAUUUGCUCACCAUAGCUCAAGCAGAUGGCCUAAUCAUUGCAACACCAACGGGCUCAACGGCAUACUCGUUAUCUGCCGGCGGAUCACUUGUGCAUCCGGGAGUCAGUGCAAUCAGCGUGACGCCCAUCUGUCCGCACACCCUAUCAUUCCGACCCAUCUUGCUACCCGACGGAAUGUUCAUCAAGAUCAAGGUUCCUUCGAGUAGCCGCUCGCAUGCCUGGAGCUCGUUUGACGGCCGGGUGCGCACUGAGCUUUCGCGGGGCUACUAUGUCACCGUGCAAGCGUCGCCGUUCCCCUUUCCCACCGUGAUCUCGUCCAAGACAGAGUACAUUGACUCUGUGAGCCGCAAUCUCCACUGGAACAUACGCGAGCAGCAGAAGCCCUUUGGCUCGUGUCUCAAGCCCGAAACACGCCAGAUGAUGGCCAACGACGCUGGUGUCCACGAAGACCCCCUCCACCACGAAGAAAUCGCCGACGAUGGCAACGAGGAUUUCGACAUCAACUACGACGACCACGAAGUCAUCAGGGAAAAGCGAAGCAGCUCGUCGUCGGCGCACGCAAGCCAGGACGUGAGCGAAACCACUAGCGAAGACUUCAUUUACGUUCCCGCGCCAGGCGGCGGCACCUCGACCCCGCUGAGUUACUCCAACGUUGAAGAAAGAGAAUGUUUUGCCCACCCGCAUGCCAGAGUGCACUUGAAUGGCGACAGGAAUUAA
Lodderomyces beijingensis is the source of this 1905-nucleotide messenger RNA. The record is from the annotation of a GenBank genome assembly. NCBI's taxonomy places the organism in Eukaryota, Fungi, Ascomycota, Pichiomycetes, Serinales, Debaryomycetaceae.